AUGGUUUUAUGGUACGAUUUAUAUAUGUAUACACCACUUCAAAAUUAUCUUUCACCAUAUAUCGCUUGUAUUCCACGUAUCAUUCGAAUUGGUGAUAAAAGUAUAACGAUAUUUAAUGCUAAUAUUGUUACAUACUCACGAACACUUCUUAUAAUUCCAAUUGCUUGGUGUCUUAAAUAUGAUUAUCCAAUCCUGGCUUGUUUAUUAGUUCUUUUUCAUGAUUUUCUUGAUCAUGUUGAUGGUAUUGUUGCUAAAGUACAUAAACGUAUUUAUGGUGACAAUAUUGAUGAUCCUUUAUUGGGUGGUUUUAUGGAUGCAUUUUGUGAUAAAAUUGUUAAUAUUGUUUGUCUUUGGACAAUUUUACAAGAAACACAUUUUCAACAAACAUCUUAUUUUCUUUCAAUUGCUUUUGUUUUACUUUGUUAUACAAUUAUUAGUCUUGAAACAGCUAUUGGUGUUGUUCGUAUACAAGAUUAUUUUCAUGCUGCUCUUCUUGGAAAAACAACAUCAUCUAAAAGUGCAACAUCAGCUGUUAUGGAAGGAAAAUUAAAGGAAAAACUUGAAUCAAUGGGUUUAGCAUUUUUAUGUUUAUCAACUGGUUAUCUUUCACCAUUUGAUCACUGGUCUGGUAUAAUCGGUAUUAUUUGUUUUUCAUUGACUAUUCGAUUGGCUUGUGUAUCAUUAACGAAAAAAUUAGAAGCACGAAAAAUGAUCAAAGAAGAAAAGAAAACUGUCACAUUUGAUGCAUCAUCAUCAUCAGAAACAAUAUCACCUGUUCAAAAAACAAUUGCAGUUGUUAAUGCUUUUCAUUCAUCAACUGAUACAAAACAACGUAAUCGUGCAAUGACACUUGAUUCUUCAAUGCGAAAAAAUGAACAAGAAAAACAGAAAAAUAUUCCAUCAAGUCUUACAUCAUCACCUGCAAGUAGUACUUCAAGUAUUACAAAUAACUCUGAAGAUGAAACGAAAGAACGUUGUGGAUCGACAUCUUCAUCUGAAGGUCAAAAUGAAUGUUCACAUACAUAUCAACGUAGUGCAUCAUUACCUGCAAUAUGGAUUGAUGGACGUGCUGAUAAAGUUUAUACUGUUGGUUGUUUUGAUUUAUUUCAUGAAGGUCAUCGACUUCUUCUUCAACGUAUGCGACAAUUUGGCCGUGAAGUUAUUGUUGGUGUACAUGAUAGUCGAAGUAUUCAUAAAUUAAAAAAUCGUGUACCUGUUGAUGGAACAGAAACACGUAUGCUUAAUGUGAAACGUUAUGCUGAUGAAGUCUAUUGCGUCUCUGGUACAGAUCCAUCAAAUUUUGUAAAAUGUAUUGUACAUUUACGUGAAAAUGAAACGGCAAUUUAUGUACGUGGUGAUGAUAUGGGUGAUUUUCCAUCUCGACAUGUUGUUGAAGAAUUAAUGCCAGUUAAAUUUUUACCGUAUACAAAUGGUGUAUCAAGCACGAAAUUACGACAAGAAUUAUUUUCACAUAUUCAAGCUAAUGAUAUGGAACAUUUAGACAGAGUUAACUAA
Molecule: messenger RNA, 1515 nt
Organism: Adineta steineri
Lineage: Eukaryota; Metazoa; Rotifera; Eurotatoria; Adinetida; Adinetidae
Source: the annotation of a GenBank genome assembly